Molecule: messenger RNA, 2596 nt
Organism: Xyrauchen texanus (razorback sucker)
Lineage: Eukaryota; Metazoa; Chordata; Actinopteri; Cypriniformes; Catostomidae
Product: transcription factor SOX-18-like
Exons: 2
Coding region: 257-1645 (462 amino acids)
Biological process (GO): vasculogenesis; positive regulation of transcription by RNA polymerase II; lymphangiogenesis
Molecular function (GO): DNA-binding transcription factor activity, RNA polymerase II-specific; RNA polymerase II cis-regulatory region sequence-specific DNA binding
Source: RefSeq, a predicted model, not a curated record
CACAAGAACCAUACAGUUACUCUGGAGAUCUGGAGUUACAAAACACUAACAUCUGUGGGAUUUUAUACUUCUGAAACAUCAGAACAAAGAGUGCAGAUUUUUACUCAUUACUAUUUUUUUUGGCAGCUACUUUUUGUGAUUCUUGUCAUUUGUGUAACUGAGCCUGCAUUUAAAGUAACUACUACAGAACAGCUUUCCCUGGUAUUCCCUCUAACCAAAGAAAACAGCGUGCUUUAACUGUGCUGGUCUUGCUGGAAUGAAUAUAUCUGAGUCUAGUUGUUGUCAAGAGGCCAGUUCUCAGCCCAGCCAGGUUGCGGAGCGUGGAACAUGGGGUGCCAGCACCCUGGGCCCUGAUAGGGGACAUGGUUUCGACCACAGCCGGACCACAGAGCUGGUGCCAGUGCCCGGAUCUGGAACAAGGACAGGGUCUCGAACCGGAGCCAACGGAGGUGCGACAGAGGCCAGGACAGGAAGCCCGGACACUUCCCGACCAGGAGCUGUGACCCUGGGCUCCGCCGAGGGAAAAUCAGGGGGUGAGUCAAGGAUAAGGAGGCCGAUGAAUGCAUUCAUGGUGUGGGCAAAAGAUGAACGCAAACGCCUGGCCCUCCAGAACCCGGACCUGCAUAAUGCCGUGCUCAGUAAGAUGCUGGGUCAAUCCUGGAAGGCCCUGAGCACACUCGACAAGCGUCCAUUUGUAGAGGAAGCUGAACGACUUCGGUUGCAGCACCUUCAGGAUCAUCCAAACUACAAAUACCGACCUCGCCGCAAGAAACAGCCCAAAAAAAUGAAGCGAGUAGAACCAGGUUUGCUCCUUCAAGGUCUAGCCCAUGGGGUUGCUGGAGGUCCAGGAGAUGCCUUCUCCCCUCACCGUCAUGCCCAUCAUUUACUGCCUCCCCUUGGACACUUCCGAGACCUCCACCACUCUUUAACUCCAGAGCUGGAGAGCUUUGGCUUGCCCACACCAGAGAUGUCCCCAUUGGACGUGUUGGAGGAGGGAGGUGGAGAUUCUGUCUUCUUCCCCCCUCACAUGCAAGAAGAUGUGGGUCUGACAUCAUGGAUAAACUACCACCACCCCCAACAUCCUAACCCCAGCCACCUCGGAGGCCAUCAGAGUAGCCACCACCCUCCCAGCAUAACUCUCCACAACUCCCAUAACCUCCAACAUUCCCACCCAUACCUCAACCAGAAGUCUUCACUUGCUUGUCUCCCACAGCAGGAGAAAUGUUUGGUCAUUGAGUCCACAAACCCUAACACUCUCUACUCUUCCCAACCUAGCAUGAAUCUCCCAGAAACUUCCAAGGUUCCUCAUGACCCUAGCACUCCCACACCUGUGGGCUAUUACGGUCAGAUAUACGGGAACAGUCAGCCUGCAUUCACCUCCCAUCUGGGCCAACUAUCUCCUCCGCCUGAGACUUCCGUAACCACAGUUGCUCCGGCUCCUCUGCCCUCUCUGGACACAGUAGACCAGCUCGGACCCUCAGCGGAGUUCUGGGGUGAAGUGGACAGGAUUGAGUUUGACCAGUACCUUAGUGCAAGCAGGACUCGAUUGAGCAGGAACGCCUCCUGUGAGGAGAGCAGUGCUUUGAUAUCAGCCCUGUCUGACGCGAGCAGUGCCGUCUACUACAGCACAUGUAUUACUGGAUAAAACUCCCUCCGUUUUCAUGACACAGCCUGGAGUCCUGAAGUCUGGUGCACAUAUGGCAUUUUUGAGUCUCAUUAUUUUAUUUGAGUUACAUUAUUUUAUUAACUCAUCAGGGAGUCAUCUUGACUGGUUUUCCGAGUCCUGUUUGACACAAUUUCUCUUUUUAAAUAUGGAAGGAGGUCACUGAACUCUAUACAAGUCAAGUAUGAUUCUCAUAGUAUAGACUUGCAUGUCACAGGAUGCCUAGUCAUUUCUGGCCUUGAUAACCUGUACUUUCUGAGGCUGUGGUCAAUUUAACCAUUCAUUUUGCUGACUCCCAUCCAGCUACAUGCUUACGGUCUCAAAUGAGGGUACUGGGACGUGGAAGUCAAGAAUGUGAAUAUUUUUUCUACAUAUAUGUUGUUAACAAACAACAAAAGUUGUCUCUUUUGUUUUCUUUUCAUAUUUGUUUAUUUCUAUUUUUAUAGACAUUUUAUUAAAGGUUAUAUUGAAAGACAGUUUAAAAUGUUUCAAAUUUUGCACUGGGUAUCUGAAAACCACUCAAGAAACUUUUAUACUGCACUUAAUAUCUUUCAAAUAUACUUUUCCAUGGCUGAGAGAUCCGUUGAAAGAAUUUUGAUGUAUUGGCGACUUAUAUAUAUUUUGCAUUCUUCCUCUGUGCAUGAAUUGGGCAUUUCAAUGUGUGAAACGCUCUCCCUUUUGGUAAUAAUUAUCUUCAAAUAAAAAGAGUUUGCAAUAAAAUUGUCUCAGCACUAUUAAAUUUAAUCAAAGCAAUUAAAUUAAAAACACACAAUUGUACAUAGUAUUUCACUAAAACACUUUCCCACACCACUGAGUGCAUGUGUUUUUGUAGAUAUUUUUUGGUUCUUGCUUAAGAACAGUUUUUAAUUAAAUAAAGAAAAUUGUACUGCACAUCAAAAUGUAUCAAUUACUAUUUUGCAGAAUAAAAUUGUC